Penicillium argentinense is the source of this 861-nucleotide messenger RNA. RefSeq lists its product as uncharacterized. The record is from RefSeq and is a predicted model, not a curated record. The transcript has 2 exons. Bases 1 to 861 code for a protein of 286 amino acids. Lineage: Eukaryota; Fungi; Ascomycota; Eurotiomycetes; Eurotiales; Aspergillaceae.
AUGGCUCCCCCUCCACCUCUAACGACCGACCGCUGGCCCCGCCAAGGCCGCAUCGAGGUAUACUCAGACUCAUCAUCAGCCUCAUCACAAGUCAGCUCCGAUUCAUCAGCACCAGAUGAAGAGACCGACUACACCAUGACCCGACGCAUAGGGCAAUGGCGCAAUGGCAUAUCCCAAGGCGAAGAACAAUUCUACUACUCCGUCCUCGUAGAAAAUGCACUAGCAAUGGCAACCCAAAGCUUCGAAACGAACCGCCGCCAAGGUACAAUCUUCCUGAAAGAAUGGAGCCGGCGCGACAAGAUCACACCCUGGCGUGGCCCGGUAGUCAUCCUCGACCAAAUGGCAGAUGACUUCGGGCGAUACAAAGAUCUUGCAGGACCGGAGACAGGUCGCUGCUUUCGACUGAAGUGCGAUGCAAUCAGCGAAACGCUUCUUGACGUGUCGAGUCUGAUCCGGCAAAAUCAAGACAUUAACAAGGUGACUGCAUAUUUCCUAAAUCUCCUUCGUCUAUGCAUUGGCAGAAUGACACUUUGCGGAUACGAUCGUUCUGAUGAAUUUGCGGAGAGGAUGGCGAUGGAAUGUGAGUACUGGCAUGAAGAUGUAGAAGCUGGAUGUAAAUGGGACUAUGAGAAUCAUAGAGCAUUCCAUUUAAAGAGCUUCCUCGCGUUCAUGCUGCGUCAGAAAUUUGUAUCCUGCUUGUCUUCUACCUAUCGAAAUCUCAACCUUCGUAUCGGAGAGCUCAGCAAUCGACGCAAUAUUUGCUCUCAUGCAGGCCUCGUCUGCUUCCUCCUCGUCCUCUUCAUCGGGAGACGGUCUCGCAUGGUUCAGAAUUUCUUCAAAGCGCACGCUGCGGGAUUUUAA